UAUAAGCUGCUUUUAUAGUAGAAAGUGAUUGUGAUAAAACRGGUACCAGUUUGUUCAAAAACCUCUGAUUGUCUGUUGGGUGCUGUGUAUGCCUUUUUUCAUUCAAAGCGAGUAACCACUGUUUUAGUAGAAAACAGACUCAUUUGCGCAGAGAACUUACCAAAAACAAAAGAAAAAUUAAAAAAAAAAGAAGAUUAUAAUAGCAUUAGAAACUUUCUCCGAUGUGAGGCUAAGCCUGUAUUCCGAGGGACARGGUUGUUCAAAGACCGAGUAUUGCUAAUUGUCGUGGGUUAACUUUUAGAUAACCUAUGGAGUUAACCCUGGAUUCACUCUAAUUGGGCUUUGAAAAAGGUGUAUUCAACCCAAAAGUACAUUUUUAAUAUUGUAUAUUAGAAAAAAAAUGCAAAAAAGUCUUCAUGAAACAUUUAAGAUUAGAUAUCGCUACCAACCAUUUUACUCACUAAAGUGACAUAUUAUACUACAAUUAUACCAUGGAAAAUACAUUUGCUAGUGUUUGAAGUUGUUUUUUUAAUCGGGAACUUUAAAUUUUGCAAAGAGUACGAGUUGAGUACAAGUUGAGUUCGAGUAGGUGCAUUAUUGAUUAUGAUUUGUAUUCCUUUAAAGAAAAAACGCCGCAGAAAAGAAAAAAAAAUCGCAUUCAUUGUGAUGUUGAUAGAUUGAUACUAGAUUUAAUCUCACGUCUUGUUUUUAUUUAACUCUAUUUUCAGGACUGCACUUCAGGAUCAAGAACACCGUCAAUAAGUCCAAUAACGCCGGGUUUACAACUCGCACUCGUACACAACUCGUACUCGUUGCCAAAGUUCCCUAAAUAUCUGAAUAACAUGCGGUUAUUUAUAAAUCAUGUUUUUCUUCCACUAAUUAAACAUCUGUAUUCAUUACAAUAAUUACUAUGGUAAUUAUCCUGCUUAUAUUUUCAGAAAUCUUAAGUCCGAGCUUUUUAUAAUUGGRAAAAAGCCGUAAAAUUGACAGCUUUCAAUUCUUUCCAGAACUACUGAGUGAGCCGACUUUUGACAAGACGACGACAUUUGAAUCUGCAAUGCACAUACUGAAUCUAAACUGUCAAGUGCCAUUACUUUAAACGCGCACUACAUCUAACAAAAGGGGAACCAGCUGGGAAAGAAGAAGGUGGUUGUUUUCRUAGGUUGUGACCUAAUAAUAAUGGAUGGAGAAGUGUGUUAAAUCGGUGCUUAUGCAGUGCGUUGUAGAMAUGGCUCAAGUAAAGGAAGUCCUUGUUAAUUCCUAAGAAAAACAGUAUUGAUAAAGUAUGGUCAGGCGAUAAGUGGGAGUCCAAGUAUUCAUCWAAAUACGAUAAUUGACAGUAUCCAAAACUCAAUUUACUUGGAAAACGGUUGGCGACAGCCUUAUAUGUUUUAAAGGCUAUUUAAGGCAAUAAAAGGAGGUGUGAUCUAAAAAGACUGGAGCCUCUUUAUUUAUGGAARAACCGCCAUUAUCUUCAGGACAUCAAAGUCGUGGACAGACUUAUAAGGCAUAAAGCGUUCAUUGUUCUACAGCUACCAAGGGAACCGUGCUUACUGCUGAUUAAAGGGCAAAAACUUGAAAUCGUUGACAGCAAAUGAAAUCCGCGUUGGAAGCUAAAAGGUCCACAGCUUGGUUCUACUAGUCUAAAGAAAUAUGAAUUUACCAAAUCAAAGUAGUUUGGCAGGGAACUGYUGUGCCGCAGAAAACUCCAAUAUCACGUUUGGCACAUAUCAGCCAACCAGACACGACUGGUUUUGGGUAACGCUGGGACUAAUUUGUGUCGUAACAACAAUCGGGAAUUCCUCAGCCAUUUUCCUCAUAUUAUCYAAGCGAGCUUUCAGGAAUAAAGUAUCCCCCAACUGGUUUAUCCUGUCCCUUGGAGUUUCCGAUCUGCUGAUCGCGACGUUCGACAUCCCAGCUACUUUCGUUUGCUCCUUUACGGAUAUGUGCUCUCGCUAUACAGUGUACAUAUUAUACUGUUUUAGGGGCGAGUUUCUAGCUGCAUCGACGACUAAUGUAUGUCUUUUGACAUUUGACAUUUACUUGGCGGUGUUCCAUCCAUUUUCGUAUCCCAAUCUCAUGUCCCCAACAAAGAGUCGUGUAUUUAUCGUAUUCUCCUGGAUCUUAGCGACAAUCUUCAAUAUUCCACUUUUUACGGAAAUAUUGGGCCCUCAUGGAAACUCCGGCGCCGACAUGGCUGACAAGAUUAUGACCAUGGUCUUCUACUCCCUCUCUGGCGCUUUUUUGACUUACGCAUUCGUUCGCAUAAUGUUGGUUGUUAAGAGUCACAAGAAGGAUAUUGAGAAGCAUCAACUACAGAUCGAAUCGAAUGCAAAUAGUCGGGUUUCUCUAACGGAUCCCCUAUCGRCUACUCCAAUUGCUCAAGUCAAACGAAGGAAUCGAGACGGGACAAUAACAGCUACCGGCGUUGUGACAGCGUGUUUUAUUGUCUGCAGUUURAUUUGGCAGUAUAAGCUAUUUGCCCUUAUGUUUCAUGAGCAUGUACCAACGACGGGUGUUGUGAUAGACCUUGCAGACUUGGUGAUCUAUUGYAAUUGCACYAUGAAUUUUAUAGUGUAUGCAUUGCUGAGGAAUGAUUUGCGCGGGGAAUUGGCACGUCAUUUUAAAAAGUUAUCCAAGAAAGGGAAUAAUGGCGAUGUUAUUCUCAGCCAAAUGACACAAGGUGGAGGAAAUAGACGGACGGGCACGCUUUUUCUCCCGUCGACUAAAGAUGACUUGAAUAGCAAUGAUAUCUAGACAUUCAUCAGGAUCAAUCAUUGAAUGGUGGCCCGCGGGUGUUUGAUUUCUAGUCAGCGGGUACAGCAAUUAUCUUUAUCUAUAAAAUAAAGCAAUUUUGGGUGAAAUAGACUUCAAAUGACUUUGUACUCAGGGCAACGAGAAAACUUYUAACUUUUUGGUAGUUAUAGUAUUGACAUUAUGAUGUAUAUCAAUUGACUACUAUCAAUCAAAGUAUAUAAAUUGGGAUUUAUCAUGUCCACUAUCCAAGCUUUUGUAGUAUUUGUACUGUAGUUUUGGUCUUUGUUGUGGCUUAGCAGGAUGUACCGUAUUUUGGAAACGCAAUGAAAUAUUAAGGAAAUAUGUMAUGUAAUUCAAUGUGAAAAAUAUAAUGUGAUUGAAAGGAGAUCUGACAGGGAAUCCGAUAUUCAUUUGCAUAUUGCUCCAGGUCAUGUUUUAGAGUGCGGUUUCUGUACUAAAAGCAUAAUGUAGUUAAUUGUAGUUUUCUUGUUUCUUAAAAAGGAACCUAGGUAAAAAAAAUACUCGAGUUAACACGCGGUUUUUUGGGGUAUAGUGCAGCACUUGACUUAAAAAAAGACUCUUUUCACUUGACUUGAAAACACUGUUCAUUGUAAUUCUUGUUAUUGGUAGCCUUUUUUGCUAUUUAUGUUAUCUUAUCKAUGUUUUAUUAGGCGUAAAAACAUAUUUUCCGGGUUGUGUCAUGUUAUUAUGCGAUUGAUAUUCAAUCAUGCAUAUGUAAAAAUAAAAACUGAAGAAAUCUUGAUCUCA
Messenger RNA from Exaiptasia diaphana, 3525 nucleotides. Its product is annotated as D(1)-like dopamine receptor. NCBI's taxonomy places the organism in Eukaryota, Metazoa, Cnidaria, Anthozoa, Actiniaria, Aiptasiidae. Bases 1654 to 2757 code for a protein of 367 amino acids. The record is from RefSeq and is a predicted model, not a curated record. Gene Ontology annotation, cellular component: membrane. Gene Ontology annotation, molecular function: G protein-coupled receptor activity. Gene Ontology annotation, biological process: G protein-coupled receptor signaling pathway. The transcript has 2 exons.